AGGGUUCGGUAGCCAAGAAACAGAUGCAUGUGACCAGCUCACAUUGGGCGCCGUCCACCGUGCAAAUGAAGCCACAUGUUGGCUUUUUGCGUUCUUCCUAAACAGCGGCUGCACACUGGAUGAUGAUGGUGUAAAUAUUAAUAAUAACGUCAUUUUAAGUGCAAGCUCUCGGAUCCCCGUUUCCAACGGACAGACAAAGGGAGCCUACUGAAUUGCACUCACGCAACAACACAACUUUCUCCCCACACGUCCUUUGUAGGUCUUUGUGGCACUUCUCCAUCCGGCAGACAGGCCCUCGGUUGCCAGGUAACCGCAUGAAACACUUCCAGCUCCUGUUAGCCAGCGAAGAUAAAAGGUUCCCUUCAAUUACCGAGGGACCAUGAGCGUGCAGGAAGAGGGGCCCCGACACUACACCCUGCAGCACGGAGCGGCCCGGGUGAUCCAGAGGACCUGGAGGAGCCACGUGAACAGAGAGGUCUUCAAAUAUUUCAAAGAGCUUAUCAGCCAUUGCAACCAGCAGGAUCCCCGAGGGAUCCUAAAAACGGUCAAUCCUCGAGAGGCACAGCUGAUGGACGCUGCCGCAGGCGUCUUCAUACGAAUCCGACUCGGAGGGACUACCUUUCCUCCCAACGUCUAUUACAAGAUCUUCACCCACGCUCCCAUCGUGGACUUGUGUGCCAGCAGCCCAAAGGACUACACCAAGCCGGACCUCCAGAAGCACGCCGACAAUGGCCGGCCUCUGAUGCAGGACCGCUCAGGAUGGUACCAGCGCACGGAGAACAACGACUGGAGGCUGUUCUGUAGGAAGGUGGUUCCCACAAAUGAGCCCAAAGAGAUUGGCGCUAGCAAGAAAAUGGAUUUCCACUAUUCCAGGUUGCAGCGGCAGAAAGAUGUAGCUAAGUGGAGGAAGAAGAGGAAAAUUGAAUGGCUGACGCAGAUGUACAACCAGGGCCGUCUGCAGACUCAGCCGGUACAACAGCACGUAGUGACGCUGUUGGUGGAUUAUGUCCAGCAGGCGAUGGAGGCCGUUGAAGAGAGGCGACACGAGGAGGUUCUGGACAAGAAGCUGGACGAGCUGAUGGCCUGGACCAACGCUCUCAACUUUGAGGAGUACAUGCAGGAUUGGAGGUGUCUGGGCUGCACUCACUCCUCUCAGCCGAGCACAGAUGUUCAUUCAUAUCCACCAGAGUAGACCCACAGGAGUUUUCCGCUCAGGCAGAUGACGGGUUGGUCUUAGGUAGAAACUGAAUAAAAUAAC
Messenger RNA from Gasterosteus aculeatus aculeatus (three-spined stickleback), 1258 nucleotides. The record is from RefSeq and is a predicted model, not a curated record. NCBI's taxonomy places the organism in Eukaryota, Metazoa, Chordata, Actinopteri, Perciformes, Gasterosteidae.